Molecule: messenger RNA, 7669 nt
Organism: Chlamydomonas reinhardtii
Lineage: Eukaryota; Viridiplantae; Chlorophyta; Chlorophyceae; Chlamydomonadales; Chlamydomonadaceae
Exons: 13
Coding region: 223-6921 (2232 amino acids)
Biological process (GO): protein deubiquitination
Molecular function (GO): cysteine-type deubiquitinase activity
Source: RefSeq, a predicted model, not a curated record
CCACAUAAGCUCCUUACUGCAAAAGCACACUGCAAACCUCGUCCUGCCGCAGCGAAGCUAUUGCCAGUCGGCAAGGCCAAAAGGACAAUUGCGUAUAAUUGACAUCUGUCAUGACAUGAAAAUAGGUCUUUUCGUAUAAAUAGCACAUAAGGGGUGGCUGUGGUGAAGAUCCCAAGACCCGGAAGCAUGUGCCACGCAUAAACAACUUGAAACCUUGGGCAAAUGACGCAGUUGGAGUCUGAAAGCACCGCCGGCGGCGCCUGCAAGGCGGGUGGGCAGGCGGUGUGCCAGCCAGCGACGCCUGACAGCGCGCCAGCCCGGCCCGGCAAUUGCAGCGCCUCGCCCGCGCCGACCCUGGUCGCUGGCGCCGCGGUCGGCCUGACAAACCUAGGCAACACGUGCUUUUUCAAUUCAGCUCUGCAGCUGCUACUGGCCUGCCCGCAGCUGAACGCGGCGUGUAAGCCCAGGCCCGCCUUUAGCGAGGGGGGCCCGGCGCCCCCCGCUCUGGGCAAGGGGCCCCUAGGCUUCGCGCUGCAGCAGGCGCUGCUGAAUGUCAACGGCCACCACGCCGGCGCGGGCGGCACGGCCGGCGCGGGCGGGCGGGGCCCCUACAACCCGCAGGCGCUGCUGGCGGCCGUGUGCCGUGUGGCGCCGCAGUUCAAGGGCAAGCAGCAGCACGACAGUCAGGAGCUGAUGCGGCUGCUGCUGGACAACCUGCAGGAGGAGGAGAAGCGUGCGGCGGAGAUGCUGCGGCGGCGCCCCAGCAGCAGCAGCGGCGGUGCCGCCGCCGCCGACACUGCGCCCGCUGGCAGCAGCCCACCGCCCGUGUCUCCAGCUGCAGCCUCUCCUGCUGCUACUGCCUCUCCUGCUGCUACUGCCGGAUGCAGUGGCGGCUGUAGCAGUAGCAGUAGCAGUAGCAGCGGUGGGCUUGUGGCGGCGCUGUUUGGCGGCGAGCUGGUGUCCAGCAUCCGCUGCGGCGGCUGCGGCCACACCAGUGCGGCGCCUGAGUCGUUCUUCGACCUGUCGCUGCCCAUACCCGAAGAUGUGCCGGAGCUGGGCAGGGCUGACCUGAGGGGGGCACUCGCCAACGGCGCCGACGGCUCCCACACUGGCAGCGGCAGUGGCGCGGGCGCCGGCAGCUAUCGACCCGACAAGCCCAAGAAGCUGAGCAAGAAGGCGGCGCGGGAGCUGGAGAAGGAGGCCAAGCGGGCAGCCAAGGAGGCCAAGAGGGGCAAGGCGGCGGCGGCGGAGCAGGGGCAGGAGCAGGGGCAGGGGCAGGGCAAUGCCGGCGGCGGCGAAGGGACGGGUGGCAAGGAGGAGAAGAAGAAGAAACACAAGGAGGGCAAGGAGGGCAAGGAAGGGAAGAAGGAGAAGACAGAGAAAGGGAGCAAGAAGGGUGGCAGCAAGGGCGCACCCGAUCUGGACGCGGCUUCGGACGGGGAGGCGGGUUCAGACGCGGAGGGGGGGCAGCAGCAGGCAGCGGGCAAGACCAAGACCAAGGACAAGACCAAGGACAAGGACAAGGAGAAGGAGAAGGAGAAAAAGGCAAAGAGCGGCAAGAGAUCCAGAGGCAGCAAGAAGGCGGGCGGCGGCUCGGACGAUGACGACAGUGGGAGUGAGGGCGAGGGCGGCAGCGGCCCCGGAGUGGUGUCGGCGGCGGCUGGGGAGGGCAAGGGCGGCGGCAAGGCCAAGAAGCUCACACCCAAGCAAAUGCGCAAGCUGGAGAAGGAGCAGCGCAAACAGAGCAUCGCGGCCACACGCCAGGCCAAAAAGAAGAAAGGCACGCGCGACAGCGACAGCGGCAGUGACAGUGACGGCGGCAGCAGCAGCGAUAGCGAUGUGGGUGUGGGCAGCAGCGGCGGUGGCGCCAGCAAAGCCAUGGGGGCGGCGAGCAAGGCGGCAGCCGAGGCCGCGGUGGCGGUGGCAGCAGGCAAGGCGGGCCCGUCACAGGCGCCCGCCGCGACGGCGGCUGCGCAUCAGGGGGCGGAGCCAGCGAGGAGCUUGGCACAGCGGCAAGGGAGGGGCGCGGCGGCGGCGCCGGUGGCGCGCGGGGAGGCGGCGGCGGAGGAGGCGUCUGGUGGCGAGGGCUCUUCCUCGGCGUCUGAUGGCGAGGCUGCAAAGGGUCUGCACGAGGACGCCCCGGCGGCAGCGGACACUGCUAACGGCACGGCGAACACCACUACCACCACCCCUACCAGCAACACCGCCCUCCGCCCCAUCGCCGCCGCCACCACAAGCACGAGCGCCAGCGGCGCCGCCCCGGACAGCAGCAGCAACGGCGCCCACGCUGCGUCGCCGGCCCCUCACCCCUCAACCAACACGGCCACGGACAUGGGCGCCAACAGCUCCACACUCGCCUCCGCGCAGCCCCUCACACCCGCCGCCGCCGUGCCUGCAGCGACCGCCGCCGCCUCGCCAUUCUUGCGCUCCCCCACGGCCACACCCUCCCCCGCUCUCCCAUCACGCGCGCCCGCGCCCGCCCCACCGGCGCCGCGGCCGCGUGUGUUGGACGUGGGCGCCUGCCUCGCCGCCUUCUUUGCGGCCGAGUCGGUGCAGUGGGAGUGCCCCCGAGAGCGGGCGGCGGCAGGCGGCGGCGGCGGCGGCGGCAGCUGUGCGUCGGCCUCGGGCUGUGUGUCGGCCGGCGGCAGCACGCAGCAGCAGCUGCAGCUGCUACUGCCGCCGCACCAGGCGUCCUUCACCUCGCCGCUGUACAAGUCGGUGUCGCUGUCGGCCGCGCCACUACGGAAGCAGGUGUCUUGGAGCCCGGGUGCGCCCGAGGUGUUCCUGGUGCCGGGCAGUCGGGAGCAGCGCGGCACCGACCUGGAGGAGGCGCUGCGGGGGGCGGCGCCCUUCUUCAGGCCCGCCAAGGCCCACGGCGCGUCCUUCAUCAUCCAGGCCCAGCUGGACCCGUGGGACACCGACUCCAUGUACGUGCAGCUACAGCCCCUGGCCGGAACCACACGGGCAGCGGCACUCAUGGCGGCAGCAGCCUCACAGGCGGCGGCGGCGGCAGCGGCAGCCGCCGGCGCCGACGCGGCCGCCGCAGCCGCCGCAGCCGCCGCGGCGGCCGCCGGCACCUCGCCGCUUCCCUCCUCCUCCCCAAUGAGUCCCGUGCUGUCCACUAUCCUCAGCAGUAGCCCGAGAAGCGCGGCGCGGCAGCAGCAGCAGGCGGCGGCGCGCAGCAGCGGCAGUAGCAGGUCGGCGGCGGCGGCGGCGCCAGCCGGCGCCGUCGGCCCGGGGCCGUUCUCCGAGCGCGGAUUGUCGCUGGCGAAAGUGAAUGUGGGCGUGGCGUGGCGCGGCAGUAGCGGCAGUAGCAGAGGCGGCGGCAGUAGCAGAGGCGGCGGCGGCGGCAGCGGCGAGGGCUCGGACGAUGGGGCUCUGUCUCCGACGUCUUCGAGUGUGCCUGCUCGGGACCAGGGGCGGCGCGUGCAGGCGGCGGCGCAGCUGGUGAUGGACUGCGUGGCGGACCUCAUGGCGGGACCCGCGGGCCUGCACCACCUGCUGUCCAUGCUGGCGGGCGGCCUGACACUGCUGGAGGCGCCGCCGCCCGCAGCCGCCGCAACCAGCAGCAGCGCCCGCUCGCCGUCAGGCCGCGGCGGUGGCGGCGGCGGCGGCGGCGCCACCUCGCCCAGCAGCACCAGUAGCGCCGGCGGCGGCAGGACCAAACUGCUGCUGCGGGGAAGGUACCCGCCCAACACCUCGGCCGCGGGCAUGGGUGCCAAGCAGCGCUCGGCGGCAGCAGCGGCGGUGGCGGCGACGGCAGACCCGGCCGGGGCUGCCGCCGCCGCCGCGGCAGGGGCGCAAAACGGCGGCGGCAGCGGAUCCUCAGACGAGGCGGGCAAGGCUGGAGACAGCGACGACGGCGCCGCUGGCCGCGGCGGCAUGCCCAUCGCCGGCGCGGCAGUAGGCGCCGGCGCCGCGGCCGCUGCGGCGGCCGCUGCCCGGCGCCGCGCAGCGGCCGCGGAUGCCGCCGCCUCCUCCGCAGCGGCGGCGGCGGCGGCGGCAAGCUGGGAGUACCCGACGGCGCUCCGGCGGCCGCUGCAGCACCCGGCGUUCGUACACAUGGCGCUGCCGCCUGGAUCCGAUCUGUACGACAGCGAAGGCAGCGCCAGCUCCGGAUCUGGAUCCGGGUCCGGAUCUGGAUCCUCAUCGCCUGGCGGCGCGUCGUCGCGCGAGGGCAGCGAUGCGGAGGAUGCGGCCGCGGCCGGCGGCGGCGGCGCUGGCGGCGGCGCCGGCGGCAGGGCGCCUGGCGGCGGCCUGACGGUGCGGGUGGCGGCGGCGGCGGCGGGGCGCACUGGCAGCCCUUGCUCCGUCAGCAGUGGCGUGCCGGACUCCUCCACACCCACCACCUCCGCCGCCGCCGAGUCCGCGUCCACACAGACCCUGGACGGCUCCAGCGCCGCCACGCCGCAGGCGGCGGCAGCGGCGGCGGGGGCGGCGGCGGCGGCGGCGGCGGCCGCGGCGGCCGGGCCGCAGUCGGGGGUGGCAGGUGAGGCCGAGGCGGAGCCGGGCAGUGCGGGCAGCGUGGCGGAGCGCGUGGCGGGCUCACAUGCAGAGCUGGGGCAGGGGCAGGGGCAGGGGCAGCAGCUGCUGGGAGACGAGCUGGAGGCGCGGGCGGCCGGCGGCAGCGGCGGCAGCAGCAGCAGCUCCAGUGGCGGCAGUAGCUUGAGCUACAGCCGCGCGGACAGCAGCGGCUGCGAUGUCGCGGCGGCGGCGGCGGCGGCGGCGGGUGAGGAGGAGGUUGCGGCGGCGGGCUCCCUAGCUGAGGCGGCGGCUGUAGCAGCGGCGGAGCAGCAGCAGCACGGAGUAAAUCUAGACCCUGCCCUGCACCCGCACCACCACCACCACCACCAUCAUCACCAUCGCCACCAUCAUCAUCACCACAACUCCCACUCCCAUGGCUCCGGGCAUCACGGCAACGGUAAGGAGAGCGGCUCCACAUGCCCCCCGCCGCCGGCCGCUGAGCCUGCCGCCACCGCCGCCGCCGCCGCUGCUACAGCCCCCACAGGCCCCGGCACGGGCAGUAGCAAUAGCAGCGGCAGCGCUCCGCCCAUGCUGGUGCGGAGUGUUGCGGCGCCGGCCCCGGCCGCGGCUUCGGCGGCUGCAGCUGCAGCUGCUGCGGCUGCUACAGCCAACGGUGUAUCGCCGCUGACGCCGACAGAGAGCGAGGGUGUGUUUGACAUGGAUGACAUGGUGUCGCCCUCGGCCCCGGCAGUAGCAGCAGCAGGGACGGCAGUAGCAGCAGCAGGGACGGCAGUAGCAGCAGCAGCAGCAGGAGCAAAGACGGAGGGGAUAGCGGUAGCGGCGGCGCAGCAGCCAGCGCCCGCCGGCAGUAGCAGUGACAGCAGCAGUAGCAGCCUUGCCAACUCGGCUGCUACUGCCGCCCGGGCUGUGGGCGGUAUCCUGGGGUUGCUGAGCCCCGUGGGCACCCUGGACGAGCACGGGCAGGAGCUGCCGCCCAAGGCGCUGCUGCUGGAGGCGCCGGUGGCAGUAGCAGCGGCAGUAGCACCAGCCGCCGCCACACAGCCGCUUCACCACCGCCAGGGGAACGGCUCCAUCGCCUCCGCCUUCGCCGCAGCCGCAGCUACAGCCGCAGCUACAGCCGCAGCCGCAGCUACAGCCGCGAACGCGAACGCGACCCCAGCCGCUGCAGCGCCGGCCGGCAGCGCCAUCGCCGAUGCCGCAGCUGCUGACACCGCAGCCACCACCCCCACCAGUGCCAUCAGUACCAACGCUGACGCCGACGCCACCACCACCACCACCACCUCACCCACGCCGCCAGUCCCGCCUGCCUCCCCCGCCACCGCCGCCGUCACGCCGCCGCCGCCCAGCCGUGUCGCCGCCGCCACUGGCACCAGCAGUAGCAGCCCUGGUGGCGGCGGCGGCGGCCUGCGGUCUGCCGGCUCGGGCCGCGCCUUCCUGCGCGCCGCCGCCAAGCAGUACCACCUGCGGCGGGCGCCCGAGCUGCUGGUGCUGCACCUGAAGCGGUUCGGCAUGGACGCACGUGGGCGGCUGAACAAGAUCGACAAGCACGUGGCAUUCGACUUCACACUGGACCUGGAGCCCUUCCUCGCCCAGGCCCGGGCGGCGGAGGCACAGGCGGCAGCGGCAGCGGCGGAGGCACAGGCAGCGGCGGCGGCUGCGGCGGCGGCUGAGGCUGGGCCGGGGGUGGUGGGCGCGCGCACAGAGCCGGGCAGUCAGGCGGAGGAAGCGGGCGCGGCAGCGGCAGCCGUGCAGCGGGUGCAGCAGCCGCCACAGGAGCCGCAGCAGACAGACAGCAGUCCCUUCACAAGCAGCCUGGUGGCGCCCAACGGCACCGCCGCCGCCGCCGCCGCCGCCGCCAUCAGCAACGGCCACGGCUCGGCGCCACCGCACCCCAAUAUUGGCGAUGGCGGCGGCGGCGGCGGCAGCGGUGAUACGAACGGCAACUCUGGCGGUGCUGCUGCCGCUGCUGCCGCUGCUGCUGCUGGCGGCGCUGGCGGCUGUGUGUACGACCUUCUGGGGGUGGUGGAGCACUCGGGGCAGCUGCGGUACGGGCACUACGUGGCGUACGUGAAGCGGUGUGUUGGUCGUGCCGGCGGCGGCAGUGCGCCGCAGUGGUACCACGUCAGUGACACCACGGUGCGGCCGGUGGCUGAGCCGCAGGUGCUGCGGGCCCAGGCCUACCUGCUGCUCUACACACGCCGCCAGCCGCCCCCCGGCGGACCCGCAGCCGCCCAGCACACCACAACAGCAGCAGCAGCAGCAGCCGCAGCAGCAGCCGGCCAGCGCCCACCAAUCACUGGGUCAGCCGGAGGCGGAGUUCAAGGAGGUGGAGGAGGUGGAGGAGGUGGAGGAGAAGCAUUAACAGCUGACACCGCAGCAGCCGACGCAACCGUCACCACUGAUAUCACCGAUAUCGCCAUUUCCCUUCCGAACUAGCGUUUAGGAGUCUUGUGUCAGAGCGGGUGGGGACCCGUGUAAGAUACGGUACGGUGGUGGAAUGAGCUAAACAUGGGCGCCGGCGUGGGAGCUGGUGAGCGACUGCAAAGUGUGUGUGCGCGUGUGAGGAGGGGGCGCAAGCCGUAAGGUAGCAGUGAGGGAAGCAAACCGCGCGCAUGUGCGCACAUGUCUUCACCGCAUCGUGGGAGCCAAGGUUCAUUGACGCGCCUAGCUGCAUAUUACUUAGGGGGGCACUGCCUGCUACUUCUACUUCAUUCAUUGUGUGUGAUGAGAUGUGUUGGGGGCGGCUGCGGCGCACGCACGGCGGGAGGGCUGCAUGUGAGCACACAGCGGGCAGCGGAGCAGGAAUGGACAGCGGCAGCUUUUGGGCGCCCUGGGCGGAGAUUGCGGCGGCCGCUCUUGUAGAGGCUGCCGCCCUUUGGCGUGUACGUUGCUGAGGCGCCUAGCGGGUAGUGCCAUGCUCGUCGUAACGUAGAUCGAGGCCUAGGCGUGGACGUGUGGAAGAGCGCGACGCCGAAUUACAAGGUGGUGUGUCAGCUCGCGCGACAUUGGAAUGCGAGAAGGUGCAAGUUGCUCAGGAGGCCGUGUUCGAGUGUGUGGCGUUCCUGUCAACGCCGCUGUGUUGUUGUGCGCUCGCGGCAGCGCCAGCCAAAGGCCCUGACCUCCGCCACACAGCACCAGGCAGACGUAUUCAUCGACGAUAUGCUCAACAAUGCGAAACCGAGAA